Molecule: messenger RNA, 1895 nt
Organism: Onychostruthus taczanowskii (white-rumped snowfinch)
Lineage: Eukaryota; Metazoa; Chordata; Aves; Passeriformes; Passeridae
Gene: CPTP
Product: ceramide-1-phosphate transfer protein
Exons: 2
Coding region: 20-643 (207 amino acids)
Biological process (GO): intermembrane lipid transfer; ceramide transport
Cellular component (GO): cytoplasm; membrane; cytosol
Molecular function (GO): ceramide 1-phosphate transfer activity; ceramide 1-phosphate binding
Source: RefSeq, a predicted model, not a curated record
GAGGCGGCGCCGCGGAGCGAUGGCGGCGGCCGCCGCGGGUCCGUUCAGCCUGAGGGAGGUUCUGGACGCCUUCCGGAGGUGCGUGACGGAGCAGCGGGAGGUGCUGCUGGAGCCCUACCUGAGCGGCUGGCGGGGGCUCAUCCGCUUCCUGCAGAGCCUGGGCGCCGUCUUCUCCUUCAUCUCCAAGGACGCCGUGGCCAAGGUGGCUCUGCUGGAAGGUCACCGGCAGCAGCACGGCUUCGUGUCGCUGCAGUCGCUGGUGCAGCACGAGCUGGCGGCGGGGCCGGCGGCGCUGCGGGCCCGGCCCGACUCCGGCUGCCGCACGGUGCUGCGGCUGCACCGCGCCCUGCGCUGGCUGCAGCUCUUCCUCGAGGGGCUGCGCUCCGGCGAGCCGCGCACCUCCGUGCUCUGCACCGACGCCUACAACGCCUCGCUGGCCGAGCACCACCCCUGGGUGGUCCGCAAGGCAGCCACCGUGGCCUUCUGCACGCUGCCGUCGCGGGAUGCUUUCCUGGAGAUCAUGAACGUGGGCUCGGCCGAGGAGGCCGUGGCCAUGCUGGGGGAGGCCAUCCCCUACAUCGGCGAUGUGUACAGCAUCACCCAGGAGCUCUUCGCUCAGCACAAGCUGCUCGACCUGCCCUGAUGGGUGACAAUGACGUUUUGUUUUUUUUGCACGAGCCUGUGGUUCUCUGUCCGUGGUUGUUUCCACUUUUUCUUUCCAGCCUGGAGAUGGAAAGUCGGCCAAACUAUUCCACUUUAUAAACAUGGACCGGUUCUUUUUUUACAUCUCUCAGUUCUUUUCUUACAUCUCUAAAUUUAGGAAAAAAUUCCACGUUAGGUUGAGCUGCUAAGGGAUUUAUUAUUUUCUAUUCCUAGCUUACAGCAUCACCCAGGAGCUCUUUGCUCAGCACAAGCUGCUCGACCUGCCCUGAUGGGUGACAAUGACAUUUUUGCACAAGCACAACCCUCUGGUUCUCUGUCUGUGCUUAUUUCCACUUUUUCUUUUCAGCCUGGAGCUGAUGGCCAAGUUAUUCCACUUUAUAAACAUGGAACAGGGUUUUUUUUACACUUUUUUUUACAUCUGUCAGGUUUUUUUUUAACAUCUCUAGAAUUAGAAAAAAAAUCCACAUUAAAAGGAGCCGUGUAGAAUUAGAAAAAAUAAUUCCACAUUAGGAUGAGCUGCUAAGGGAUUGGUUUUUUUUUAAUUCCCAGCAAAGCUGGAAAAGGUUUUUCUUCUGAAGCCCAACUCCAGCCUUCUGUGCAUUUCCAGCAAUAUUUGUGGCCUUGUGUGGCAGCACAAAUUGGAGCUGUGGUGUCUGAACUCAUUUACACGCUUUGGUUUGUACAAAAACCCCACCUGGAGGAUUCAGUGCUGGGGAAAUGCCCUUUCCCUGUCGUUGUGGGGGUGGAUGGAGGAGAAAAGCGUUCCUGGAGCAGGAUCCACCCAGCAGCACCUUCCCUCUGCGCCCCUCCCCUGUUCAAUUAAUGGUUUUUGCACUUGGGAUGUGCAGCACAUUUUAAUUCCUGCUGCACAAUCCCCUCUGUCCAGCCCAGCCUGGAGCUGUUUCCUUCCUACUUGUGUUCUCGUGUGUUUCUUUUUUAUUUUUAUCAAUGUGUUCAAUGCCUACCAAAAGGAUUUUUCUGCCUCUCUGGCGGGGGAAAUCCACACUUGUACUGUAAAUCACUGCUUGGGGAGGUUUCUGCCUGCUCCUGGAAGAGCCAGAGGGGCUCAGAAGGGAUUUGCUGAGCUUUGGGAGGCUGGAGGAGCCCUGCAGGGUUAGUCCAGGACUGCAGGGCUGCUGCAGGCUGAUGCUCUCUCUGUAACAGUGAAAAAUUCAGGAAAUCACUAUUACCUCAUGGAGAUGGACUCACUGGACAUUAAAUGAUGUGAAUAA